GUCUUACAAUCUAGACAAACAUGAAUGGAUGGGCGGAGAGAAAAGGGUCUAGAAUAAGGAGAAGGCGUUCGCUACCUUACUCCCAACACUAGCAAAUGGUAGUGUGUACUCCCGCCAUGUGGGCUUUGGUACACCCACGUACAUCAUGUCGAUCUAUUGUUGGGAAGGAUCAUUCAAGGCACAUGAAAAGAUAUCAAGAACUAGGUACGCUAGGAUAUCCCUCUCCCUCAAGAACCCAGCCCAAUCACGCACUAACUCGCAGAACAUCAACUUCAACCCUGUCUCUGAAUAUGAAACAGGAACCAUCCACUUACACAGAGAAUGCCCUAAGCCGCUGCAAACCGCUGCAAACCAGUCACAGGAACUAUAUGGACCAGGUAGAUCGGCUUCACUUCGCUCACUCCCUCUCAAGCUUCACUUUCAUCAUUUUAUCAACCUCUGCUUCCCAGUGCAUUCUUGAGACAGACUGA
This is a messenger RNA of Neurospora tetrasperma FGSC 2508, 470 nucleotides long. RefSeq lists its product as uncharacterized. NCBI's taxonomy places the organism in Eukaryota, Fungi, Ascomycota, Sordariomycetes, Sordariales, Sordariaceae. The coding region runs from base 96 to 470 and encodes 124 amino acids. The transcript is spliced from 2 exons. The record is from RefSeq and is a predicted model, not a curated record.